Molecule: messenger RNA, 6884 nt
Organism: Myxocyprinus asiaticus (Chinese sucker)
Lineage: Eukaryota; Metazoa; Chordata; Actinopteri; Cypriniformes; Catostomidae
Product: DNA (cytosine-5)-methyltransferase 3A-like
Exons: 23
Coding region: 272-2833 (853 amino acids)
Biological process (GO): negative regulation of DNA-templated transcription
Cellular component (GO): nucleus; cytoplasm
Molecular function (GO): methyltransferase activity
Source: RefSeq, a predicted model, not a curated record
UGCGGCGUCUGACCGAGACGACUGAGCGGAGCAGGCCGGUGCCGGGAAGGGUCAGGACGGGGAGAGACACGGAGGGAAGACGGGCAGUGCGCGACCACCGGAGGGUUCAGGCCCGGGGCUGCAUGGCGAAACGGGGAGAAGAAGGAUUUGAAGGUCUUAAGGUGGAUCAGUUUCAUCGCCACACAAGUCCCUCAACAUUUUAUUGACAUUUAUUUUAUUUGUGUUGAUUUUAAAUGCAUCAGUCAAGACUGUAGUGUGUUUUUAUUUGAUCAUGCCUCUCGAUCUGGACUGUGACGCAGCAGCGAAAGGAACGAGUCCAGAGGCGAAACAGGAAGUGUGUGAGGUCACACAGGAAAAGAGUGAAAAAGACACACCGACACGAAGAGUUGGACGGCCCGCUCGGAAACGUAAAGCACCAAUAGUGGAUAGUUGUGGCCGUGUGAUUGAGGGCGUGGCCUGUAUGAAGCAGACUGGUUGUAACGGCGAAACAGAGAGGCGGGUUUCACAGAAAAACCUUGAGCGGAAUGACUCCUCCCCUGACUCCGCCCACCACAAUGGCUCAGACAUGCCCCCUGGACCAGAUGAAGACUCUGCCCCAUCCACUCCGCGGAAGAAACGAGGGCGACGGAAACUUGAGCACCCAGAACAACAUGUGGAGGAUGACGACACCAGUAGUGACACCAGCAGAGGAGAGAGUGAUGGAGGCCGUCAGAGGGCCCGACAAGGCUGGGACAUCAGUCUGAGGAGACAACCCGUACAGAGAGAGACCUUCCAGGCUGGAGACCCUUAUCACAUCAGCCGCAAAGAAAGGGAGGAGUUGCUCGCCCGCUGGAGGAAAGAUAAGCAGGACAAAACCCACCUGGGGACUGUCAUGAAUGACACAAUGGACGACCAAUCAGCAGUGGGCUCUCAGAAAGAAGAGGAGGAGUCAGCGAUCAAUCUUUCAUCCAUGGCCACACCCCAACAGCAGCACACUGACCCCGCCUCCCCAACGGUUGCCACAACGCCUGAGCCACCUCCUGUCGCCUGCGUUAACAAAGUGAUUGCGCGAGCUUCAGGGAUGGACAUGGAUUAUGAGGAUGGCCGUGGGUUCGGCAUUGGAGAGCUUGUCUGGGGCAAGUUACGGGGGUUCUCCUGGUGGCCCGGGCGGAUCGUGUCAUGGUGGAUGACGGGUCGCAGUCGAGCGGCUGAAGGGACACGCUGGGUCAUGUGGUUUGGAGAUGGCAAAUUCUCAGUGGUGUGUGUGGAGAAGCUGUUACCCUUGAGCUCAUUUUGCACUUCUUUCCAUCAGCCCACUUACAACAAACAGCCCAUGUACAGAAAAGCUAUCUACGAAGUUUUACAGACGGCGAGCACCCGUGCUGGUAAACCAUUCCCUGUGUGUGUGUCCACGGAUGACUCUGAAUCUGGGAAGAGUGUGGAACUGCAGACGAGGCAGAUGAUUGAAUGGGCCAGUGCUGGAUUCGCCCCCUCUGGAGCCAAAGGCCUGGAGCCACCACCAGCUGAGCGGAACCCGUAUACUGAGGUGUAUCCAGAGAUGUGGGUGGAGCCUGAGGCUGCUGCGUACACAGCUCCACCCGCUGCAAAGAAACCCAGGAAGAACAGCGUGGAGAAACCCAAAAUCAAAGAGAUUAUAGAUGAAGGAACCAGAGAGAGACUUGUGUAUGAGAUCAGGCAGAAAUGUCGUAAUAUUGAAGAUGUCUGUAUUUCCUGUGGAAGUCUGAACGUAUCACUAGAGCACCCUCUUUUUAUCGGAGCCAUGUGCCAGAGCUGCAAGAACUGUUUCCUGGAGUGUGCGUAUCAGUACGAUGAUGACGGUUAUCAGUCGUACUGCACCAUCUGCUGUGGAGGAAGAGAAGUGCUCAUGUGUGGAAACAACAACUGCUGCAGGUGUUUCUGUGUGGAGUGUGUGGAUCUGCUCGUGGGCUCUGGUUCGGCACAGUUAGCGAUAAGUGAAGACCCCUGGAACUGUUACAUGUGCUGCAGCAAAAACGUGUUCGGCCUCCUGAAACGCAGAGAUGACUGGACCUCACGCCUGCAGCUAUUCUUCGCCAACAACCAUGACCAGGACUUUGAGCCUCCAAAGUUGUAUGCACCAGUAGCAGCAGAGAAGAGACAGCCAAUCAGAGUGCUCUCUUUAUUUGAUGGCAUCGCUACAGGGCUGCUGGUGUUGAAGGAUCUGGGUAUACAGGUGAAGCGCUAUGUUGCGUCAGAGGUGUGUGAAGACUCCAUCACAGUCGGGAUGGUACGACACCAGGGACGAAUCACAUAUGUGGGGGAUGUCAGGAAUGUCACACGCAAACAUAUUCAAGAGUGGGGGCCGUUUGAUCUUGUGAUUGGUGGAAGCCCCUGUAACGAUCUGUCGAUCGUCAACCCGGCCAGGAAAGGCCUUUAUGAGGGCACAGGUCGUCUGUUUUUUGAGUUUUACCGGCUGCUUCAUGAAGCUCGGCCCAAAGACGGAGAUGACAGACCGUUCUUCUGGCUGUUUGAAAAUGUUGUUGCUAUGGGAGUCAGUGACAAAAGAGACAUUUCACGCUUUCUGGAGUGUAAUCCAGUUAUGAUUGAUGCUAAGGAAGUGUCUGCUGCACACAGAGCUCGAUACUUCUGGGGCAACUUACCUGGAAUGAACAGGCCGCUGACUGCCAUGGCAAAUGAUAAGCUUGAUUUACAAGACUGUCUGGAACAUGGACGCACAGCCAAGUUUGGCAAAGUGCGAACCAUCACGACUCGCUCAAACUCCAUAAAGCAGGGCAAAGACCAGCAUUACCCCGUCUACAUGAACAACAAAGAGGAUAUCUUGUGGUGCACAGAGAUGGAGAGGAAAAACUAUUAACGAGUGUCGUUUGGUUCUUCAUGCAGUGAACAGCCGUGUAUCAGCUGUACCUGUCACUGUUACCUGAGCGCCAUGCCAAUGUACACUUCACCAAAGCUGCAUGGCAUAUUAUAAUCACAAUUUAUUGCAAAAGUUUUCAAGGUAUGCUACUCAAGAAGAUCUCUUAAGGUAGUACUUAAAGGGUUUUAGGAACAGCGCUGUAUAUUACAUUGAGGGACCAAGGGCGUAGAUUCCAGGGGGGGAUGGGGGGUUGUAACCCCCAAUAUUUAUACCAUGAUCAAUGGAAACAUGUAAAUGCUUCACACUGCAACCCCCCCAAUGUUCAAGCUAAAUCUACGCCAUUGUGAAGGACUGUGUUUAUGGUGGGAAUCUGUCUUGCACCUGUUGUCGGUGUCAGACACUUCCUGCAGGCGGUGCUGUUUCUCAUGUCGACAGUUCGGUGGGCGCAGAUUCCGCUGUCCUUUCAAGAAGACGUGGAUGAAUGGGACAAAGAACAGAAAAAGAGAGGAAUCACAGAAACAGAGAGAACAGGUGGAGGAAUACCUGUUUGAGUACUGUCAGGAUCCGAUCACUUCACUGAAGCCGCAGAUGAGAAAAAAUCACACACAAAAAAUACAUUUACUGUAUCCUCUCAAAACAGAAAAUAGUUGGUACUUCCUUAAAAGUGCACUCAGUAACUUUUGUCUUUGUGUUAUCUUGGACUUACACUGACACCUAGUGGCUUGGAUGCAGCAUAAUUUAAAAUCAGUAGUUUUCAGUUUCAGAUGCCAUUGUAGAAAUGUAGUAUUCACAGUCAGCCAUGAUUACUUUAAUCAAUUAAUGAAAGUGUCAAAUAACAGGACGGUUACUGAGAUUAAGCGAGUAGUAUUCGGCUGGUCAUGUGAUUCUAACAUGGCAGCCCCCAUGCGCGGACCCUCUCCAUGUAGAAUAAAACAGCUUUUAUAAGGUUACUGAUAUGACUGGAGUCUUCAUUUUAAUGUGAGUGCUCAUGAUUUCCUACAUAAAUUGCAAAACUACAAUUCAUGUCUUUAUUACUGAGUGCACCUUUAAAGGUGCUGUUAGACAUUUUAUCCAGCAUACAGCGCAACAGUGCCCGCCCACUUUUUCAGCCAUCUGGGUUCCGGAAGUAUUUUUCACAUAAAUUGUUUUCCAUAGGAUUUUCAUAGAGUUUUAAGCCAUGAACCAAACCAACCAGCUCCGAAGUGAAUCACAACAUUACAAACUUUCAUUUGAAGCAAAAAAGUAUUUGAAAGUCAGACAAAAAGACAAAUGCGCCAUUGAAGUGGGCGGUCGCUCAUGGGCUUGCUUUGCGGGCUUUGUUGGCCACAGUUCUCUGAUUGGUGAUACUUUCUCUGCUGGAUAAUCGGUAAUGAAGUUAUUCACCAGAAAUUACGCUAUCAAACACGAUUGUUAAACAAUUAAGUUGAAAUAGCGACGACUGGUGGCUUCAAAGGAAGCAUAUACCAUUGAUGAACAACCUCGGAGCUCAUGGUAUGUCUGUCUUUAAGCGUUUAUGAGUUAUUGUUGAAAAUCAAUUUGUCUAUGAAAAAAUAAAUGGGAUUGAAACUUACGAAACCGGACUGCUACUCACAAUUAGCUGCUGAAUUAGACCACACCCUUUCUGUCUCGAACUCCGCCCUCCAAAGUGACCGUUCAGACCAAACACGUUCCAUAUAGCUACAACAAAUAUGACACAACGCAGGUGUCUCAAAACAUGCUUUUAAGUGCCCAAACAUACUUCACGUAAGUACGCAGAUGCGAGCGCUUUGCCAACGCAUGGCCAAUGCGUGGUCCCGUUGUACGUACAUUGCGAGCGAUCUUGUGUUACUCUGGCAGUUACAAACCUUGAGGCCGAAACAUACUUCACAAAAGUACGCAAAUGCAAGUGCUUGGCCAACAUGGCCCCGUUGUCCAAACAUUACGUGCGCUCUUGCGUUGCUGUGGCGGUUACAAAACUCAGACCACAAGAGGGCAUUAGAUUUUUUACGCGUGACCACAAAACCGAUGCUGCGUCCAAAACUGGUAUUUUAUAGAUUCAUGUCCGUAACCAGGUAAAUGCUGCCUUCGGAGGCAGGAUGAAAAUAAGGUGCAUUUUAAACUGUUCUGAGACCAGUUUCUUAAGAGUUCCAUUCAUUUAAAACAGCGGUCAGUUAAGCCAUUAACUGAUUAGGCAGCAAGUCAGCGGCCUACGUUUUCGGAUGCAGCCCGGAUGUGGUAGAUGAGUUGAUAGUUGAGGAGUGGGGAGAGACAUGAAGCAAAAACAAGUUCGUCGAAUGGACUGGGGAUAAAAUGUCGUAUAUAUUUUUAGAAAAGAUUCAACUCAAAUUGCUGCCCGAGUCUGCCAUGGCAGUUGUUGAUUGAAAGAAUUAAAUUUUGCGUAGCAAGGUGUGUCUGCAUUCACGUACUUGAGUAGAGUAUGUUUGGGCCUUUGGAACACAAGGGGACGAAAUAGUGUUUUAGGCGCCACGAAACCGGAUGUGGUUGAGUCAACAUGUUGACGAGUGUGCUUUCGUAUUUGUAUUUUUCUGGACAGAAUUUUUAUUUAUUUAUUUUUAUUUAACUUGUUCGACAAGACUCUCCUCAAAUUGCUGCUCCGCCAUGACAGUUGUUGAUUGAAAAAAAAAAAUCUGCUGUUGCACCCCUUGCGGCAACGCUGAGAAUACAGCGCAUACUUGCAUUAGGUUAUUAAUUGCGCAGAGACACAUUUCACAAUGUAACGAAGCGUGAAAUCAACAUUCUUUUGAACCAGACACAGCAUCUAGAAAACACAACGCUUACGCACGAGACGUGGCACAAUGGACAAAGACAUCUGUCUAACCCAUGUUUACAUAAAAAACCAAUGGACAAACAUCGGACACGUCAACAAACCUGAAUGCGCAAAAUGAUUGACAGGCAUAGAGCGUUUCUGAUUGGCUAAAAACGGCGGCCCGCUCCUCUGACCUUUUUUCAUUGCUGUUUACAGAUUCUUUCACAGGAACAGGGGUGAUUUCUCAGGACACCUAUUUUAGUCAUUUCUGUCAGGUAAUAGGGAUAUUUUAUGUAUGGUAUUCCAUAGAAAAAUUGCUUACAUAACCUUUAAGGAAAGCUUUAUAUAUAUACAGUACUGUGCAAAAGUCUUAGGCACAUAAGAUGUUUCACAAAAGCAUUUGUCUUAAGAUGGUUAUUUAUAUCUUCAGCUUUAGUGUAUCAAUAGGAAAUAUAAAUGUUAGACUCCCAAACAUUACUUUUGUAAAUAGAAUAGAAUAGAAUAGAAUAGAAGAACAGGGAGCCCUGCAACAGAUGUCAUGGCCCCCACAGAGCCCCCCACUGAACAUCAUGUCAGUCUGAGAUUACAUAAAGAGACAGAAGCAAUUGAGACAGCCUAAAUAGAGAGAAGAACUGUGGUGAAUUCUCCAAGAAGCUUGGAACGUCUUAUCUGCCAACAACCAAGAAAAACUGUGUCCAGGUGUACCUAGGAGAAUUGGUGCUGUUUUAAAGGCAAAGGUGGUCACACCGAAUAUUGAUUUAGCUUUUUUAUGUUUACUGGACUUUGUAUGACAUUAAUUGAUAAAUGAAAACUAUUUAUGGCAUUAUUUUUGAAGACAUCUUUACUAUGCAACAUUUUUCACAAGUGUCUAUAACUUUUGCACAGUACUGUAUAUAUAUAGAUAGAUGGAUAGAUAUUUAAUAAUCAUCUUUACAAAAAAAGCACUGGAGCAUUACAAUGGUAUUACCUUUGUACUUGGUCAAAAAAAUAAAAUACAAAUAAAAAUGGUAAAAUGAUUUUUGUUUGUAUAAAUGUAAGGAAUUAUUAUUAUCAGAAUAUACAUACAGUAAUCAAUAUUUUAUUACAAUGUUAUUAUACAAAAAUAUAUAUUUUUUAAACUGCACAGAUAAAAAAAAUUGACCUCACAGGAACUUUGCCAUCUCUUAAAAAUAUGCUAAACCUUUUAGAAAAACAAAUCUUUCUGACUAUUCAUACAUUUAUUAGAAGAACACACAAAUAUGUACUUCAAAUGUUUAAGUUUUCAAAAUCCCUGCACACAUUUUGACCACAUCGGUGAAGUAUGGG